AUGGUAAGAAUUAGAUCUACUGUUGAGCAAGCGGCAACAGCUAGAAGAAGUAAAAGAAUUGCCGAACGAAUAAGAGGUGAAAUUCAUGAGCAAUUAGAGGAAGGAGAAAGAACAAAUCAAAGAAAUGAUGUUCCGAAUGGACUACAACAUACACAAGAGCAGAAUAAUGAUAUUGAUUAUGAUAGACGCGAUGGGAGACGCACAGUAAAUGACCGAUACGAAAAGCCACAUGAGCAUCGUCGCAGACAAGAAGAUCAAAGGAACAAUAGACUUCAAGAUGCAACCGAACGUCAUCGUACUCGUUACGCAUCAGAUAAUGAUGGAGAAUAUGAUCCGGAACAAGGUAUAAUUCUAUUACAUGGUAGACAAAUGUUGAGGGAUCAAUAUGCACGCGAACAAGAGGAAGAGAGAAACAACGCUGUUCGCGAACGUGCGAGAUUUCAACGAGAAAGACGUCGAAGAAGAAGAGAAGAAACUGAAGAAAGAGAGAUUGAAGAGGCUAUACGUCAGAAUAAUCAUGAGAAUAGAUUAAGACAAUCCAGAUUAAAAAGACCUAUGCAACAAGAUUUAGACCAAACUAUGAGCGAAUAA
Molecule: messenger RNA, 591 nt
Organism: Papaver somniferum (opium poppy)
Lineage: Eukaryota; Viridiplantae; Streptophyta; Magnoliopsida; Ranunculales; Papaveraceae
Product: histone-lysine N-methyltransferase, H3 lysine-79 specific-like
Exons: 2
Coding region: 1-591 (196 amino acids)
Source: RefSeq, a predicted model, not a curated record